UCACGUGAAGAAGAACUCCGGCCCACCAUGGCGGCAGUGACAGAAGGUGAGAAUGAAAACGGACACAGCCGUGAACGCGGUGCCGUGGGACUCAAACAGCGGAUUCACAGACGGCACCAAGCGCUGACGGAAGCUGCGGAGCGGAGGAGGGAGGCCAGAGAUGGCCGGUCUGUGCCCGAGGAGCAGAGUGACUACUUCUCCAACGCUUUCAACCAUGAGCGCGCACAAAUCGAGGAGCUCCUGAGGAGGUGCUACGGAGCGGAGCGGACAUCCGCCUUCGAGAUCCUGGACCAGGCCAAACUCAGAACGGAGCAGCUACAAAAGUUUCUCAAAGACAGCUCCGGGUUCCUGAAGAAUUACGAGCUGCAGCAGGCGCAGGAUGCUUUCAGGAAGCUUCAGAGCUCUCUGGAGGAGACCAGGGAGGAGGUGCUGCCAAAGAAGAAGUUCGCCUUCAAGGCUCGGAGCAAAACCUCCGAACCCACCCCACAGCAAACUCCUGGUAGUGAUGAGGCUGCUGCUGAUGAUGUUGGUGGCACCCAGGUGGAUGGAGCUGUAACUGUGGAGCAGUGCGGUUUUUCCAAUAUGGAGAAUGCCUUUCUAACCAAGACCGCCGAGGAGAUCCAGAAACAAGACGUGCUGCUGACCCAUCUGACCAACUGCAGGGUCCGCCUGAAAGGUUGUCCCAGCACGCUCCACCUGAAGGACAUCGACGGCUGCGAGAUCCUGUGUGGGCCCGUGUCCAGUUCCGUGUUUGUGGACCGGUGUCAGAACAGUAUGCUGGCCUUGGCCUGUCAACAGCUGCGCACCCACAACACCACUGACACACAGGUGUACCUGCACGUCACCAGCCGAGCCAUCAUAGAGAACUGCCGCGGUGUCGGCUUCGCCCCAUUCUCUUGGUCCUACCCAACCCUGGAAGAGGACUUUAGAUUGUCCAGCCUGGAUCGGGGCCGAAACAACUGGAACACAGUGGAUGACUUCAACUGGCUGGCUGUAGGAACGCCUUCCCCCAACUGGUCUGUCAUUCCGGAAGAAGACAGGAAAAUCAGCUGGGACCUGUAGAGUCCAAUCCC
Messenger RNA from Thalassophryne amazonica, 1073 nucleotides. It is a transcript of the gene tbcc, whose product is annotated as tubulin folding cofactor C. NCBI's taxonomy places the organism in Eukaryota, Metazoa, Chordata, Actinopteri, Batrachoidiformes, Batrachoididae. The record is from RefSeq and is a predicted model, not a curated record. Gene Ontology annotation, biological process: tubulin complex assembly; post-chaperonin tubulin folding pathway. The transcript has a single exon. Bases 28 to 1062 code for a protein of 344 amino acids. Gene Ontology annotation, molecular function: tubulin binding. Gene Ontology annotation, cellular component: cytoplasm.